This is a messenger RNA of Salvia hispanica, 916 nucleotides long. RefSeq names its product Adenine nucleotide alpha hydrolases-like superfamily protein. Lineage: Eukaryota; Viridiplantae; Streptophyta; Magnoliopsida; Lamiales; Lamiaceae. The record is from RefSeq and is a predicted model, not a curated record.
UAAAUACAUAAACCUUCAUCUCAAACUCAUAAAUCCAAUUCACAAAAUCAAAAAACAUGGUCAAAAUCGGCACAAAACUGCCUAAUUUCUGCUUAAACCGGAUUAGGCCUCUAGCCCGGGUUCGUUCGCCUCCCAACAAUGCUAAUUUUGCCGAUCAAGAGAAAAAGGACACUUGUGAGAAGCCAGCUGCCAAUGGCCGGAAAAUAAUGAUCGUGGUGGAUCCGAGCGCUGUGGCUAAGAACGCAGUGCAGUGGGCCCUCAGCCACGCCGUUCAAAAUCAAGAUUUGGUGGUUUUGCUCUAUGUCAUUAAGCCUUCAAAACAAGGUGCAGGGGAUGGAGAGGUUAAAAAUGAUUCAAGAAUUCCUGCAUUUCUCACUAGUAUGAAGAGUAUGUGCCAAGUGAAGAGGCCUGAGGUGUGUGUGGAGGUUGAGGUGGUGGAAGGGAAAGAAAAGGGCCCUGCUAUAGUGGAGGCGGCUAGGAGCCAAGAGGCGGCGCUACUGGUGGUUGGGCAGAAGAAGCGGUCAGUGACGUGGCGGCUAAUGCUGACGUGGGCGGGGGGAAGGGUGGCGGCGCCCGCAGCUGGUGGUGGAGUGGCUGAGUAUUGUGUACAAAAUGCUAGUUGUAUGGCCUUGGCUGUGAGGAGGAAGAGCAAAAAAGUUGGGGGAUAUCUUAUCACUACUAAAAGGCAAAAAGAUUUUUGGCUAUUGGCUUGAUCAAUUUUGUUUCAGUUUAAUUUAUUUUUGUGUGUAGUUACAUUACUUGGUUUGUAAUGGGGAAAAUUGAAUUUGAUGAUUGAGUAGUUGUAUAUAAAAUUGAUUGUGUUUUGGUAUAGAGAGAUUAGUGUGGUGUACGUAGGAUGUGAAAUGUAGUUAACAUUAUUGGCAUAUAAACAAAUAAGUGAAGUUGUGUUUUAUAA